GGACGCGACUGAAAGGACUGCACAGAAAGCUGAAAUGGAGGCGGAACUAGCUACUGGUGGUUCUCGCCUCGUAGCCCGUGAACUCAGAACUCUUCCAGAACUGCUCUCUGCGCUCUCUAGAAUACAAUCGGAAGAGUCGGCGCUCUCUUCUGGUCUCUCUGCUUUGCUAGAAGCUCGAGAGCCGCUGAAGAUGUCUUUGGCUCGCCUGAGCUCGUUGAAGCCGCAGAUCCAUGGCCUUCGUGUCGAGGCCGUCAAUGUUUCCGAAAAAGUGGGGGUUACCGCCAAGACUGCUGAACGGGUAAGAGGCAAAGUGCAAGCCCUCGACGAAGAAAUGAGAAGGAUACGUGAGGCUUUGGAGCGUGUAGGGCUAGUUCUGGAUCUGAAAUCUUCCUUGGACUAUCUCCGCUCCGCUAUGGAGUCCAGAGAUUGGGAAUCCGCCUCAAGACACUGUUCGCGGGCCAUGUCUAUACCCGAAGACAUUAUCUGUGGCCGUUUCACAGAUGCGACUGUGCCGAGUGCCGAAUCGCAUCUUCCUCCGAUAGAGACAUUGUCGGAAGCGCGGAACUAUCUCCUGCACACUUUCCGGGAUAACUUUGAGCGAGCCGUUGCGGCCAGAGAUUCAGCCGGGAUAACUCGGUUCUUUAAACUAUUUCCUACUAUUGGUUGGGAAAAAGAGGGCCUAGCGGCAUAUUCAGAUUUUGUAGUCGACCUGGUGAGGAGCAGACCGAUAUCAUCGGGAAAGACUUCUUCGCCCAUGCAUUAUGUCUCUUCCCUCACUUCGCUGUUCGAAAGCAUUGCCAUUAUUGUUUCUCAGCACCAGCCUGUAGUCGAAAAAUACUACGGAGACAGCAAGAUGCGAUCAGUCAUUGAGCGACUUCUGGGGGAGUCUGAUAGAGCCGUUGUGGGGUUGGUUGAAAACUGGGAGGAAGACCGACAAGCCAGAAGGAAGCUUCAAGAUACAAUGAAUAUACACUUCCCCAGCCUCGUCACUGGCGCUCAAAGAAGGCAGGUGGCUGCGACAAUAGAGGUCGAAUCUGCUGAUCCACGUGAAAUUGACCAAUUCCUAUCCGAACUGUCCGGCAUGGUUGGACGGUGGAGCCUUUUCCAUCAUUUCCUUUAUGAGCGUCUCAAAGACACGGAGGCGCAAUCUCCCUCCGAUAAAAACGGCUCGAGGUCUAGUGUUACAUCAUCUGAUAUUCUAACCGUCCUUCAAGCUACAAAAUCUGCCUCCAUUUUCGAUAAAAUCGUGUCAACUUAUUAUCUCCCGCUCGAAUCCUGGUAUCUCCGUGCCAUCAUUGACAAAUCACAUCGUCUUUCUGCCAUCGACUCUUCGGCCACCCCUCCACAGAACACGACACCGGAUGACGUUUUCUACGUCCUCAAAGCGGUUCUGACCAGAAUGAUAAGUUUAGGGACGUUGAGUCAUCUGAAGGAUUUAUUGUUGAUGGUGAAAGCGACUCUGGAAAGGGACUAUUCGGCAAUAAUCAAAACAAAAAUGGAUGAAGUUUACACCAGCAAGCCGGGGUCCACUUCAGUGAAGACCGAGAAAGCGGAGAAAGAAAACCGAAUUGCGUUCAUGAUUCUGUUAAAUGACUUAUCAAUAUCCACGAGUCAUACAGAGACGCUUGUUCGGAACCUUAUUUCAUCUACACUCAUCACCCAAAGCUAUCUUGACAUUGAGGUAGAAACUGCUCAGAAAACAGUGUCAUCCCUCCUUGGCAUAACCGGGACGUUCAAAUCUGUUCUCCAUGCUGGAAUUGAGCAGCUGUUCAACCAACUCAUCCGACCCAAAUUACGCCAAUUCGUUGCCGACAUUUACAAAGACGUUUCAUACAACCUUGACCAGGACGCACAUACUGCUGCAGAAUACAAUGAUGUGGUUCGGAAACGCUUUGCCAGACUAUGGGGCGCUUUACUUGAUGGCUUCCAGGACACAUUGACGGGAGGGAAUUACCAUCAAUUCUUCCUCCUCACUGUAGAAGUCCUUACUCGCCAUUGGGAAAAACAGAUAUUAACCAUGAGAUUUUCGGAGUUGGGGGCUCUCCGCUUCGAUCGUGAUCUCCGUUCCGUAUCAGGCUAUCUAAGCACUCUGGCAGAGUUCGGUGACGGCCGGGAAAAGUUCCAACGACUCCAACAGAUCUCGACAAUUUUGAACCUAGAUGAGGAAGAGGAUGCAGAUGAAUUUUAUAGUGGUUCGGGUAUUGUAUGGAGAUUGAGCGCUAAUGACGUUAAAACCAUCGUGGGUUUGAGGACAUGAACUGAAUCUCAUCGAUUUAAUUUUUGCCGACUUCCGUGCUCCAACCGUGAGCCUCGCUUGUGUAUCUGCCAGGCGUUACUGAAGACGGCCAUAGAGGUACGUGCAACAAGAUUACUGUCUCGGACUCGAGAACCCGGAAUUCCGAAAUCUCCGCUGCCCGCUUCGUGUGUUUCCAGCAAAUAAAUAUACAGUCCACACCCAAUCAACUGUUCGGGAACUAGUGUCUCGUCUGAAGAGUCGACCGGCUGUGACUUGGUUCUUCAACUAAACGCUACAGUCAUGCAUAUUCAUUACCAGAUAGAUAGAUAUCGAGUGAGGGAGAUGCCCGACGCCCCUAUGCUUGUAUAAGC
Cantharellus anzutake is the source of this 2607-nucleotide messenger RNA. RefSeq names its product COG4 transport protein-domain-containing protein. Bases 35 to 2257 code for a protein of 740 amino acids. Lineage: Eukaryota; Fungi; Basidiomycota; Agaricomycetes; Cantharellales; Hydnaceae. The transcript has 11 exons. The record is from RefSeq and is a predicted model, not a curated record.